Messenger RNA from Exophiala spinifera, 729 nucleotides. RefSeq lists its product as uncharacterized. The transcript is spliced from 3 exons. Lineage: Eukaryota; Fungi; Ascomycota; Eurotiomycetes; Chaetothyriales; Herpotrichiellaceae. Bases 1 to 729 code for a protein of 242 amino acids. The record is from RefSeq and is a predicted model, not a curated record. Gene Ontology annotation, molecular function: sugar-phosphatase activity; beta-phosphoglucomutase activity.
AUGGGGUCUGUCGAAGAGCAUUCUUUUUCCGGGCCACCGCAAGUUCUUUCGGCUGGUGGGCUACUGUUUGAUUUCGACGGAACUAUCAUAGACAGCACAGAGGCAGUCGUCAAGCAUUGGCACAAGGAGGCCGCAGCGAUGGGGGUCGACCCGGAAGUAAUUCUUGCCACUUCUCACGGACGAAGGAGUAUCGAUACUUUUAUGGAGUUCGAUCCUUCCAAGGCCAACUGGGAGUAUGUCAACAGACAAGAAGGCCUCAUACCAAAGCUGUUCGGCAAAGACGCCGUAGAGAUCCCAGGUGCUCGAAAACUCUUGGACAGUCUCGAGGCAGUCAAUGCGCCCUGGGCUGUUGUAACAUCAGGGACAAGUGCUCUCCUGAAUGGAUGGAUUGAAGUGCUCAAGAUUGCCCACCCACGAUGUCUGGUCGUUGCGGAAGACGUUGAGAACGGUAAACCCGACCCAUCCUGUUAUCUGCUCGGUCGCCAGCGACUGGGACUUCCCGAGAACUCGCCGAUGAUCGUCUUCGAAGACGCUCCAGCGGGUGUCCGUGCAGGUAAGGCCGCGGGAUUCAAGGUCAUCGGUCUGGCUACGACACACAGGAUCUCCCAGUUGCAGGAGGCUGGCGCAGACUGGAUCGUCGAGGACCUGAAGAGUGUGACGUUGAAGGGCCUCGAGCCAGAUGGGAAUGUGCAGAUCGAAAUCACCAAUACAUUGGUCCAAGCUCCAUAA